UCCUGGUAUGGCGGUCACGGCACAGCAACAGCCCGAUUUCCUAUUAUUUUCAUACAGCACCAUUCUUCUGUUGGGUAGAUUAUUCCAGCGACCGCAUUCGGUCUGGGCUGCUGGCAAGUGUAUCGAAAGCAGUGGAAGGAAAACCUGAUACGGGAACUGGAGCGUAAAAUUCAUUUGCAACCCGUCCCAAUGCCGGACAAUUUAGAUGACCUGAACAGUAUGGAGUACGAGACGGUAACGGUCCGCGGGAAGUUCCUGCACGAUCAGGAACUGCACUUGGGCCCGAGAGGCUGCCUUCAGCAUGGUGAUAGUAAAACGGCCGGUGGCCUGUUCUCGCAGAGGGAAGCGUCGAUAGGAUAUCUGGUGAUAACGCCGUUCAAGCUGGAAGGGCGAGAUGACAAAAUUCUCGUCAACCGGGGCUGGGUACCGAAACGGUAUCUCGAUCCGAAAACACGCCCCGAGGGUCAGAUUGCUGGCACGGUCGAGCUGGACGGUGUGGUUCGGUUGCCCGAAAAUCGACCCCAGUUUACACCCCAGCAACGGGGUGCCAUUUUCCUGUUCCGAGAUGUGCCGAAAAUGGCCGAGCUGCGCGAUACCGAACCGUACUUUAUCGAUGCGACGGCCGCAUCGACCGUGGCGAACGGGCCGGUCGGCGGACAGACGCGCGUCACACUCCGGAACGAGCACCUUUCGUACAUCGUUACCUGGUUCAGCCUGUCAGGAUUCACCACAUGGCUUUGGGUCCGGCAAGUCGUGCGGGGCAAGUCCUUCUAGUCCGACGCGGCCGUUUCCUAAUAA
This is a messenger RNA of Anopheles cruzii, 798 nucleotides long. RefSeq names its product SURF1-like protein (gene Surf1). The record is from RefSeq and is a predicted model, not a curated record. The coding region runs from base 190 to 774 and encodes 194 amino acids. Gene Ontology annotation, biological process: mitochondrial respiratory chain complex IV assembly. Gene Ontology annotation, cellular component: membrane; mitochondrion. Lineage: Eukaryota; Metazoa; Arthropoda; Insecta; Diptera; Culicidae. The transcript has 3 exons.